Penicillium antarcticum is the source of this 5178-nucleotide messenger RNA. RefSeq lists its product as uncharacterized. The transcript has 3 exons. Gene Ontology annotation, molecular function: nucleic acid binding. Bases 1 to 5178 code for a protein of 1725 amino acids. Lineage: Eukaryota; Fungi; Ascomycota; Eurotiomycetes; Eurotiales; Aspergillaceae. The record is from RefSeq and is a predicted model, not a curated record.
AUGUCAGAAGGCCUCUACUCAGAAGAACUGAGGGCAGUGCCUCAGGACCAGCGACUACGGUCGGAAAGUCAAUGGAGAGUCUGGAUCGGCCACAUACGCUCAGCAGCUAUCUCUGAAGAUGUGUGGGACUAUCUGAAUCCAGAUCUUGCAGAAGAGAGCGUACGACAGGUUCCCGAGGCCGCCCGAGAGCCUCAACCUAGCAGUAUUCGCGAAGAUGUGGAGGAUGAGUUUGAACUCACAGAGAAGGAAUUUACCCAGUGGACUCGACGCAUUCAAGCCUAUGAUAGGCGUGAGGCUCAACGGGUGCGCCUGCUGAAGGUGAUGGCACGCAUGAACAGCCUAAUCACACGUUCUCUCGCAACCGAGUAUCACUAUCUCACAGUCGAUGAGGUUUCGCCGUAUCAGAAGCUUGUCAGGCUAGCUCGUGAAUUCAAGCCAAAGCCAGAGACCCGGACCGAAGAGCUUCGAGCUGCGUGGAGGGCCAUGAUCAAACAACCAACGAAUAACGUCAAUACAGAUCACUGGCUCACUCAGUGGACGAGUCUAUAUGAGGAAGCAAAGUGUGCAGAUGUGCCUGAUGUGGUAUACAGUGUCAAAUACGCUAUUCGAGACUUCCUGCGCGCUAUUCAGCCUAUAGAUGACGUAUUCUGUACCACGUGGCAGGAGAAAAUCCUCAUACACGAUAUAUCCUUCCACGACGUUAUCUCCGCAUACCGAACACGCCGUAAGGCUCUUGGACAGUCAGCGAAGAAGGGAUCGUCGAAGGUUGCACUUGCCACGCUAGAUGGUCAGCAUGAGGCUAAACCUGGUCAAAAUAAGUCAAAGCCAGCGGAGAAAACGUACCGUACACGGUGCCCGUGUGGUAAUGGUGCCCAUACGUAUCAGCAGUGCUAUUAUCUCAACAAAUCGCAGAGGCCAGAAGGCUGGAACCCGAACGAAGCUGUAGAGAAGAAGAUCCCUGAAUUCAUCAAGAGGAUGAGCCCCCAGGACCAGGAAGCCAUCGCAAAGCUUACCAAGGUCGAAUCAGCUCAGUUUGCAGCCUCAGAAGAUCAGCAGUCGUCCGAACAGAUUAUCUCUAUGUUUUCGCAUAAUCUUGCGGUACAAGCGGCGCAAGAGGGUGAUGAGUUUCCGCUAAAGGAUAGCUGGAUCGUCGAUACUGGCGCGAAUACUCACAUCAGCAACGAUCGUGACAGAUUCAUCUCAUUCACUCCUGCUGACUACACUGUCAUCACCGGAGACGCUUCUACAAGAAUCCAGGGCUUUGGAACGGUCAGACUGAACCUCACAGACCCCAAGACCGGAAAGAUCUCUAUCGGAGAGGUCUCGGACGUACGGUAUUCGCCAGGAUUCCACACGAACCUACUUUCGGCGUCGAGACUGAAGAGCAAGGGAUUCAUCAUGAAUAUCGAGUUACUGGCACUCGUUCGCCGCGGUCAGCCUAUUGCAAAGCUAGAGGAGAAAUGUGGGCUAUACGUACUCGAAUACCGGCCAAUUCCGGCUGGAUUCGCUACAAUCAAGCAUUCAGAAAAACCAUUAAUAUCCUCAGCCACCGCCGAGCGUUGGCAUCAACGCCUAGGUCAUAUGUAUGAUCAACGUAUCGAGAAACUUGCAGAACUCGUUGAUGGAAUCAAGAUCAUUGGUCAGCAUGUCGAUGAUGCUGCCGGCAAUCCUGAGAGAUGUGAAGUCUGUCAAAUGACUAGCGCAAAGCGCCAAAUCUCGAGAAGAGCUCAUGGAACCAAGUACGGCAGAUAUGGUCGAAUUCACUUUGACCUUGUGCAGAUAGAGACAGCAUACAACGAUGAUAAGUGGAUGACACACUUCUACCUCGAAGGGAUACGCCUACAUGCCGCCUCAACACACCAGAAGAAGAGUGGUUGUCAGGAUGCAGUCAAGAAUUUUGUCGCGUUUGCAAUAACACAAUUGAAGUUGCCAAUUCGAGCUUUCCGCUAUGACAACGAGCGCGCUGCCGGCCGCACGGUAGAAGACUUCCUCCGUGAAUGUGGCUUCAUCGUGGAACACAGUGUGGUGGGCACACCAGAGAUGAACAGCUUCGGUGAACGAUCUGGGGGGGUGAUAAUUGCGAGGGCACGAGCCUUACUGUUGGAAGCAGGCUUGCCGAAGGCUCUCUGGCCAGAAGCUGUUAAAGCAGCUGUAUAUAUCAUCAACAGAUCGCCCACUAAGCUUCCAAACGGUCAGUGGAUUAUUCCGUACGCUGAGGCAACAGGAAUCGAUCACAUGCAGCCAAAACAACGCAUCAACCUCUCAAAUCUGCGGUUAUACGGAUGCCGCGCUUACGUGCGCCGCCAAGAUAUUCCAAAGAGCCACAAGAUGGAGCCGCGCGCGGAUAUCGGAUAUCUAGUAGGCUACACAGCCUCGAACAUCUGGCGAGUGUGGUUUCCGCACAGAGGAGCCGUGCGAGAAGUCAGGGACGUAGUAUUCGACGAGAAUCUACGAUAUGACCCCAAAGAACUAGUAAAGCCACCCAUUAGCGACGUAAUCGAAGCUAUGCCAUGGGAAAUCGGUGAAGAUGAGCAUGAGGACAUCGAGCAGCUCACACAGCGUGUCAGCCAGCCAGAAACAAACGAGCCAGCUAGUGAAAGCACUCAGCAGUCACCAGAAGCUAUACCGGACGUUCAACGCCAAGAAAAUGCCUUUGAACCACCGAAAUCACCAGGCCAACCUCAGCAGACGGUCACGCCGUCUCUAACACCCUCGGCAGAGCCACAGCUUCUGCCGGCGCCUCAGGCGCAGCAACCAUCUCAAGGAGCAUUUCCCGGGGAUCGAGGGCCCGCACAACAUGAGACAGCACGUCCAAGAGCACCAAGAGAUAUUGUGGGAGAUGUAUCGGACCAAAACAUCGUCUCUGGAGCACGGAAGAGGAAACCAGUGGACCAGGCAUUUACCGCCGCGCUAGAAGAGCCAGAGGACUAUCAUGAAGGUGUGUUAGCAGCGUUCGCAACAGGACUAAACGCUCCUCACCUUCAUAACCUCGUGCACCGCGAUGAUCUGCCUUCAGAGCCUCAGAACUGGAAGGAAAUGAUCAAUCAUCAAUAUCACAAGGGAUUUCUUGCGGCUGCAGGCCUUGAAAUUGACACACUCACUCGUAAAAACACCUUCGAGGUAGUACAGCGUCCAACGGACCGCAGUAUUCAGAUCCUACCUCUCAAAUGGGUCUUCACCUACAAGUUUGAUAGCAAUGGGUUCCUGAGCAAGCUGAAAGCGAGACUAUGCGUGCGAGGAGAUCUCCAGCGGAUGACGGCAGAAGAAAAGUACUCAGCGACUCUCGCAGCGCGAACCGCGCGUGCUGUAUUCGCCCUAGUUGCUGCAUUCGAUCUGGACACAUAUCAAUAUGAUGCUGUCAACGCAUUCCUCAAUAGCCUACUAGAUGAGGUUGUAUACGUCUCAUUACCACCAGGGUUUGAGAAAGAUGGUAAGGCCAAGUGCUGGAAGCUUCUUAGAGCUCUAUACGGCCUACGAAAAUCUCCACGCCUAUGGCAACGAGAAGCGUCUAAGAUCUUCACAUCUCUAGGCUUGCAGGUAGUGCAGGAAGAUAUUUGCCUCUUCGCAGCGGACGGCAUCAUGGUGUUCUUCUAUGUUGACGAUAUCAUCAUUGUAAAUCAUUCUUCAAAGCAUGCAGCAGCCAAACAUCUGAGAGAAGAGCUCAACAGACACUGGGAGCUUCGAGAUAUGGGAGAGGCGCAGUGGUUCCUCGGGAUACGCAUUAUCCGUGACAGACAACAGAUGGCCCUAUGGCUCUGUCAGGAUUCAUAUAUAUCCUCGAUGGCUCACCGUUACCAUCUUACUGGAUCUCGCAGAUAUGAUACACCACUCCCUAGUACCCCACUCAAGCCAUUUGACGGCCAGGCGACGCCUCAACAGAUUCACGAGUACCAGGAGAAGGUUGGCUCAGCUCAAUAUGCAACGACGAUCACUAGACCGGACUCAGCGAAAGCGACGGCUACACUGGCUCAAUUCCUCACAAAUCCCGGUCCUCAGCACCUUGAUGCAAUCAAUAGAGUCAUCUCGUACCUUGACAGCACUCGGACAUCGGCGAUCGCGUACAGAGCGCGUGAUCGAUCACAGAAAAAUUGUCAGAUACCGGAGGCCGUUCAGUUCUUUAGUGACGCCUCAUUCGCUGAUAAUCCCGAUCGAAAAAGCUCUGAAGGAUACACAUGUAUGAUGUUUGGAGGACCUGUCGAUUGGAAAGCUGGCAAGCAGCGUACGGUGACUACCAGUACAACCGAAGCUGAGCUCCUUGCGGUUUCAGAAGCUGCCAGGACCGUGGCCAUGUGGAAACGGCUAUUCAAAGCAAUACGCUUUGAUCCUGAGCAUGAGCUAAACAUCAAAUGCGACAAUCAGCAGACUAUCGGGAUCCUCGAAAAAGAAACACCUCAACUGCGCACGAAGCUCCGUCAUGUUGACAUACACCAGCACUGGCUCCGGCAGGAGGUUCAGAGCAAGCGCAUCACCGUACACUGGGUGAAAACCGCCGAUAUGGUAGCUGAUGGUCUCACAAAGCUACUACCCCGCCAAAAGCAUCUCGAAUUCAUGCAAUCGAUGGUUUUAGAUUCGGACAAAAGCGUCGAUGCUGCUACAGCAACAGCUCUGGAUCAUGCUUUGGGCAAAGCUCAAGGAUGUCUAGUCAUGGUUCAGGACGCAGCAUCUCAGAAUCCCCAAAUUAUUGAAGUAGCGGAACGCCUUCGCAACCUGCUUCAGAACCUGAAAGAUCUCAACGCUAAGCAGUGGCGCUCCAUAGACGGUGAUGUUCUAUCCAAUGUCUUUUUACUCUUAUAUUGCUGCAUCAUGGAAUGCCGUGAGCUCCAGCCUACUCCGCUAGCAAUCUCGUCGCUAUGCCAUGGACUUGUCGCCAGCAAUUUGGCUCUGCAUGGUGUGCAUGGCGCAGCUUUGGUAAACCAGAACGACAAAACAUCGGUAUCUUCGCAGCAGCAGAGGGUCAUGAACGCCAUCGAAGAAGUAGGCAACAAAAAAUUCGAAAAUGCGAACGGAAUGAGCCUGACUAUAUAUAAUUUGCAGGCGAUUCUCAAUUCGAUGAAGGACACUCGUGAGCCGGAUUGUGCGACGGCCUUUGGCGACAUGCAUGUGAGCUUCGGCGGAGGGAACCGCGGUAUUCGAGCCGCUGAGUAUCGUGGAAGCAUGCACUUGACCUUUCCUCUCUAG